ACAUACAUAUAUUAUUAAAAUUUAUAUGAUAUCAUAUAGUCAUGACAACGACUUGAAAUACAAUGGAGCUUUCGAAGUCAUCGUGGCUUUUUAAUUGGCCAUUUUCUUAGCAUAUUUGAGCUGUGAGACUCCCCUCCUAGCUAAAAGAGAGUCUAUCCAGAGGUGGGUUUCUUGCUCCAUUAAUAAAAAUAAUAAUAAUUAAAGCCAUACAUCAUCAAUGGACAUAACCCUCUUCGCUAAUAUGAGUCCUAAACAACAAACUACUAGUCACCAUGAUCAUCAAUACUAUUUCAAUUCAAACACCUACACCAACACCACCAACGACAAGCACCAUGAUCAUCAUCAACAACACAUCAUCAUCACCACCAACAAUGAUCAGACCCUCUUGCUAGACGAUAUUAUGCAAACCACCAAUCAUCUUCCCCCCCUACCGGCCUCCACAAGCCUUUCUCCGGACUCGGCUUUGGGGUCGGCCGCCGCGGAGCCAUGGCCUUCCGCCUCAACCGGGAAAUGGGCUCCAAGGAUUCUCAAGGAGUGUGCUAAAGCGAUCUCAGAUAAGGAUUCUACUAAAAUCCACAACCUUCUUUGGAUGCUUAACGAGUUGGCAUCCCCUUACGGCGAUUGUGAUCAGAAAUUGGGGUCUUACUUCUUGCAAGCCCUCUUCUGCAAGGCCACGGAUUCCGGCCUCCGCUGCUACAAGACACUGACGUCAGUGGCCGACAAGACACGUUCUUUUGACUGUGCUAGAAGGUUAAUUCUCAAGUUCCAGGAGGUGAGUCCGUGGACCACCUUCGGACACGUGGCGUCCAAUGGAGCAAUCUUAGAGGCCUUAGACGGAGAACCAAAGCUUCACAUAAUCGACAUAAGCAACACGCUUUGCACUCAAUGGCCUACCCUCCUCGAAGCCUUGGCCACCCGAAAUGACGAGACGCCGAAGCUGAAGCUAACCGUCGUGGUCACCGCAGCCGCCUCGGCAGCCACUGGCGGCGGCGGUACCGGAUCGUCUGUGAUGAAAGAGAUAAGCCAGAGAAUGGAGAAGUUCGCGAGGCUUAUGGGAGUUCCUUUCGAGUUUAACGUCGUGUCGGAGCUGAGUCGGCUAGGCGAGCUGACGAGAGAGAGGCUGGGAAUUCAGGAUGACGAGGCGGUGGCCGUGAACUGUGUGGGAACGCUUAGGAGAGCCGAGGUAGAGGAUAGGGAGGCGGCGAUGAGGGCUUUUCUGUCUCUAAAGCCGAGAAUUGUGACUGUUGUUGAAGAAGAGGCAGAUUUCACAUCCACUAGAGAAGAUUUCGUGGGUUGUUUCGAAGAGUGCCUUAGAUUCUACACUCUUUACUUUGAUAUGCUUGAAGAGAGCUUCGGUAGGACGAGCAACGAGAAGCUGAUGUUGGAGAGAGAGUGCUCGAGAGGGAUCGUUAGUGUUUUGGCAUGUGAUGAUGAUCAAGAUUAUGAAGAUCAAUCAUUAGAUCAUCAAUAUCAUGAUCAACAAAUGAAUUGUGGUCCGGGAGAAGAAGGAAAUGAUGACCAAAAUAACGACAAUAAUAGUAAUAAUGAUAUUAAUGAUGGUAAUAAUAAUAACAACAACUUUAAGGAUGGUAGGACAAGAAGGAGAACUAAUACAACUAGUACGUGGGAUUGUAGCGAAAGGAGAGAGAAGGGAAAGCAAUGGAGUGAAAAGCUGAAACGGGGCUCGUUUCGGCCAGUUGGGUACAGCGACGACGUUUUGGAUGAUGUCAAGGCUUUGCUGAAGAGAUACCCACCUGGGUGGGGACUUGUUCAUCAUCAACCUCAGUCCAUUAUUAAUGGACCAGAUCAACGACAACAAGAACAGCAAGAACGACAAUUAUUAGUGUAUGAUGAUUCCAACUCUAUUACUUCUGCUUCUGCUGGAAUUUACUUAACAUGGAAAGAAGAGCCUGUAGUUUGGGCUUCAGCAUGGAAAAUCUAAUUGGUUGAUCAUCAUAUACAUAUAUAUUUCAUAUACGUUGAUGCCCUAGCAGAAUAAUAUAAUAAUUAGACCGACCAACUUUGAUGUAUAGCUAGAUAUAGCUAGAUUUUAAUAGUAGUGUUCAUCAUGCAUGUCGUGAUGAUGGUCAUUUGAUAAACAUUACUACUACCUAGCUAGACCUAGCUAUAUAACCAAAUAUAAGUUUUAUGUGUUGUUGAUAGUUAUAAUUAUAGCUAUUUCCAUAUGAUCUCCAUCCUUAUUAUAUGUUCUUUUUUUCUCUUCAUAUCUUAUUGUGUAAUCACCUUUUUCUAGUAUUGGCCUUAUGUUUGGGAGUUUGUGUUC
Cannabis sativa is the source of this 2284-nucleotide messenger RNA. RefSeq names its product protein SHORT-ROOT. The coding region runs from base 218 to 1942 and encodes 574 amino acids. Gene Ontology annotation, cellular component: nucleus. The transcript has a single exon. Gene Ontology annotation, molecular function: DNA-binding transcription factor activity; sequence-specific DNA binding. NCBI's taxonomy places the organism in Eukaryota, Viridiplantae, Streptophyta, Magnoliopsida, Rosales, Cannabaceae. Gene Ontology annotation, biological process: regulation of DNA-templated transcription. The record is from RefSeq and is a predicted model, not a curated record.